CUUAGUAAUCACAUCACUUGUGGUCAUUGCGCCAACAAAUGCUCACGUAAUGACAGGCCUGUUAGCUUGAGGAGUGCAUUGUGUCCUCGUUGUACUUUACCUGUAUUUGCAAACAUGUUUGUUGCCCGCAGCAUUGCAGCGGAUCAUAAAGAUCUAAUUCAUGAUGUGUCGUAUGAUUUUCACGGCCGGAGAAUGGCGACUUGUUCCAGUGACCAAAGUGUCAAAGUGUGGGACAAAAGUGAGAAUGGAGUGUGGCACUGCACCGCCAGUUGGAAGACACAUAGUGGAUCAGUGUGGAGAGUGACCUGGGCUCAUCCAGAAUUUGGACAAGUGCUUGCAUCAUGCUCCUUUGACAGGACAGCGGCUGUCUGGGAGGAGAUUGUCGGAGAAUCAAAUGACAAACAGAGGGGAUUGAGCCACUGGAUAAAAAGAACCACACUUGUGGACAGUAGAACAUCAGUGACUGAUGUGAAAUUUGCCCCCAAACACAUGGGUCUAAUGCUGACCACGUGCUCUGCGGAUGGAGUGGUGAGGAUCUAUGAGGCUCCGGAUGUCAUGAACCUGAGUCAGUGGUCCCUGCAGCAUGAAAUCUCUUGCAAGCUCACCUGCAGCUGCAUUUCUUGGAAUCCCUCCAGCUCACGUGCCCACCCGCCAAUGUUCGCAGUGGGGAGCGACGACAGCAAUGUCACGUACGGUGGCAAAGUCCAGAUCUAUGAGUACAAUGAAAACACAAGGAAAUAUGCCAAAGCUGAGACGCUGAUGACCAUUACCGAUGCAGUGCAUGACAUUGCAUUUGCUCCAAAUCUGGGACGAUCUUUCCAUGUCCUCGCCAUUGCAACAAAAGACGUCAGAAUCUUUAAACUUGUCCCUUUAAGGAAGGAGAGCACCGCUACAGGACCGACCAAGUUCGAGGUGCAGAUUGUCGCCCAGUUUGACAACCACAACUCCCAGGUGUGGCGUGUGAGCUGGAACAUCACCAGCACCUUGCUGGCCUCUUCUGGGGAUGAUGGCUGUGUGCGUUUAUGGAAAGCCAACUACAUGGACAACUGGAAGUGUACAGGCAUUCUGAAGGGAGACGGCAGCCCACUAACUGGUUCAUCUGGUCAGCCCACAGCCAUGAGAACUGUGGUGGGCUCCUCUGCUCAGACCUCCCAGAAUGCACUAAAUGGAAUGUCUGCAGGAAGGUAUUUCUUUCCCCCUCUGGAUCCUCCCAGAGCUGGAACCGGGCAUGGUCACCUGCUUCCUCCCCCUUCACUCAUAGAGCACUGUGAUGCUGAACACAGUCAGCCUCAGCAACACUCCAUUUCAUGCAGACUUUCCUCAAGAUCACUGGUGUCCUUAUCAGAGUCUGACGGGCAAUAAUACUGCAUAUCAAUUGCAUAUACAAAUAAAGAAAGACGUGAUAGGGCUGCACAUAUGCUUAUCUUUUUGUCUUGUAUGUGUAUAUUUUCACACUUUUGUGAUGAAAAUAAGUGCCAAACCCGUUGUCAUCUUGUGUCCAAUUGCCAUACUAAAGCUGCAUCCAAAGCUUGUAUUGUCAACUGUUAUGAUAAAAGAAAUGCACACAAUUCAAUCCAGUAUAUGCUCAACCUACUUUAGCAUUCGGCAAACCAAGUAAAAGAACAUCCUCCUCGGUCUGGUGACCGUGUCAAACGGGUAGGAAGUUUAAUCGUCUACAAUCAUGUCUUUGUUUUUUCAACACAAGAUGUCGCCACAGAGCCAACUAAAGAUGACUGGCCAAGUGGACUUGGCAGUAAAUAGCUGCUCGCACGUGCACAAAGGCUCUACUGGCUCGCAACAAGUAUUAAUCGGUACCCUGGUGAUGUGGAUAUAAGAGACCUGUUACCGAGUCAGAAACAGGAAACAACUGCAAGCUUUCUGCCAUUGAUUAAAUGAGUUGACAGCAAAACUUAGCAGCUUGUCACUUCAGCUCCCCCCCCCCCCCCCCCAGUGCCUCUCAGACACAGGAACUCUUAGCAGAGUGGAAAGGAAAGCUUCUGGAAACCUGGGAAAAGCAGAAUGUAUGUCUAGUGCUGUGGGCAAAUCAACUGAUUGGACAGACAUGGCCCAGCUGAAGUGUAAUACUAAAAUUGAUUUAUUUUUCUAUCAUUUAAUUUUCUAUUUUUAAAGACACUCGCUCAAAUAUGUAUGGUGGUUCUUGUAGCAUUAACCAUUUAUAUAGUCUUGAUUUGGUCAAAUACAGUCCCUUCCAACGUGAUUGAAACAGCAAAGUCAAUUCCUUUGUUUUUGUUGUAUAGUGAAGACAUUUGGGUUUCAUAUCAAAAGAUGAAUGUGAGACAAAAGUUCAGAAUUGCAGCAUUUAAUUUAUGGUAUUUACAUCUAGAUGUGUUAAACAACUCAGGACAGAGCACCUUUUGUUUGAAGGCACCCACUUUUCAAGUGAGCAGACAUUGGAACAGACAUUAUUAAAUUAACUUAAAGGUAAUAAAUAACGUUGAAUAUUUGGUGACAUAACCCUUACUUGCAAUAACUGCACCAACCCUGCGACCUAUUGACUUCACCAGACUGUUGCGUUCUACAUUUGAAAUUCUUUUCCAGGCACUUACUGCAGCCUCUUUCAGUUCUUGUUUGUUUCUGGGGGUUUCUCUCUCCAGUCUCCUCUUCAGGAGGUAAAAUGCAUGCUCUAUUGGGUUACGGUCUGGCGAUUGACUUGGCCAGUCUAAGACCUCCACUUUUCCCCCCUAAAGAAGUCCUUUGUUUUGUUGGCAGUGUGUUUUGGGCCGUCUUGUUGCAUGAUGAAGCGUCUCCUGAUUAUUUUGAAUGCAUUUUUCUGUAAAUUGCCAGACAAAAUGGUUUUGUAGACUUCAGAAUUCAUUCUGCUGCUACCACCAUGAGUUACAUCAUCAUUAAAGACUAGUGAGCCUCUUCCAGAAGCAGCCAUGCAAGCCCAAGCCAUGACAUUAUCUCCACCAUGUUUCACAGAUGAGCUUGUUUGUUUUGGAUCAUAAGCUGAUCCUUUCUUUGUCCAUACUUUGGCAUUUCCAUCAUUUUGGUAGAGAUUAAUCUUGGUCUCAUCAGUCCAUAAAACUUUGUUUCAAAACUUUUGUGGCUCAUCUCUGUACUUUGCAAAAUCCAAUCUGGCCUUCCAAUUAUUUUUGCUGAUGAGUGGAUUGCAUCUAGUGGUAUGGCCUGGCUAUUUCUUCUCUCUUAGUCUUCUUCGAACAGUGGCUCGUGAUACCUUCACCCCUGCUCUGUGUAUGUUGGCAUUGAUGUCACUGACUGUUGUUUUUCGGUGUUUCUUCACAGCUCUCACAAUGUUUCUGUCAUCAACUGCUGUUGAUACCCUUGGCCGCCCACUUCGAUGUCUGUUGUUCAGUACAACAGUAGUUUCUUUCUUUUUCAGGACAUUCCAUAUUGUUGUAUUGGCUAUGCCCAAUGUUUGUGCAAAAGCUGUAAUCGAUUUUCCCUCUUCUCUCAGCUUCAAAAUGGUUUGCUUUUCUCCCAUAGACAGCUCUCUGGUCUUCAUGUUUGCUUAACAGCAAAUGCAGUUUUCAGAGGUGAUAGCCAAAAACAAGCACUAUCUCAUGUUUACGCAAUCAAUCUAAAAGGUAACACCCGAGCAACUAGAAACCCAUCAGUCACAUGUUCCAAUACUUUUGCUCACUUGAAAAGUGAAAAUAAAGGAAGUUACCUUGCCGUUCCAAUACUUUUGGAGGAGACUGUACAUUUAAAAGGGUUGCAAAUCCAUCCAUCCAUCCAUUUUUUGUACUGCUUCUCCUCACAAGGGUCGCGGGCGUGCUGGAGCCUAUCCCAGCUUUCUUCAGGUGAGAGGUGGGAUACACCCUGAACUGGUGGCACAUAUAAACAAAUAACCAUUUGCACUCACAUUCACACCUAUGGGCAAUUUAGAGUCUUCAAUCAACCUACCACACAUGUUUUUGGGAUGUGGGAGGAAACCGGAGUGCCCGGAAAAAAUCCACGCAGGCACGGGGAGAACAUGCAAACUUCACACAGGCGGGGUCGGAAUUUGAACCCUGGUCCUCAGAACUGUGAGGAAGAUGUGCUAACCAGUCGGCCACCAUGCCGCCCAGCUAAAAUAAUUUUAAACAUAAUUAUCCAACAUCCAAAUUGUGGCUCAUGAAAAUGCUGAGUGGCUAGUAACUCUGUCAAACCACUUGCCACAUUGGCUGGUGAGCAAAAAGGUUAAUAUGAAGCCCUGCAAUGUAUCAUAUACUAUUUGUAUAAAUAAAUGGGCUACAUGUAUUUAACUUUUGUCCAAAGACACCAACCAUGAAGAAAACAAAAUGUUACUUCGGCUUCAAACAAGCAUGUCAUCAAUCCGAGUUAAGAUCGUUAGCUAGCAUAAGCAGGAAGUCCGCUAUCCGUGUUCCGCGUUGGUGACGUGACAGUCUGCAUACAAAUAGCGAGAUUAAAUUUAAUAAAUUUUUACAGCUCAAAUUUGUUUUUACCGUAACUUGAUGCUUUACAGCAUUUAGCAUAUUGCUCUAUGAAGGAUUCUGGAGGCCACUGUGCUCUUAGGAACCUUCAGUGGAGCAGGAUUGUUUUUUGUAACCAUGGCCAGAUCUGUGCCUUGCCACCAUUCUGUCUCUGAGCUCUUCAGGCAGUUCCUUUGACCUCAUGAUUCUCAUUUUGCUCUGACAUGCACUGUGAGGUCUUAUAUAGACAGGUGUGCGGCUUUCCUAAUCAAGUCCAAUCAGUAUCAUCAAACACAGCUGGACUCCAAUGAAGGUGUAGAAGCAUCUAGAGGAUUAUCAGAAGAAAUGGACAGCACCCAAGUUAAAUAUAUGAGUGUCACAGUAAAGAGUCUGAAAACUUAUGGCUGUGUGAUAUUUCAGUUUUUCUUUUUUAAUGAAUCUGCAAAAAAUUCAACAAUUCUGUUUAUUUUCUGUCAAUAUGGGGUGCAGUGUGUACAUUGAGGAAAAUGUCUAGAUCAUUCAUCAUUCUACAUGUCUAGAAACUAAAUAUUAUGUAACUAACAAUCAAGAAACAACAGAAAUUAUUUUUCAUGUAGAAAUUAGGCAGGCAUUUUCCCUCUGAAAAGUAUUUUCCAAAAUGUUUAAUGAAUCAGUAUAAUGUAUGAGUACUGAAAUAAACUGACUUUACAACCAUAUUUAAGUUUAUUGAGAUGUACCCGUACAUUUUGGAUUAAAAAAAUUUGGUCACACCA
Molecule: messenger RNA, 5149 nt
Organism: Phyllopteryx taeniolatus (common seadragon)
Lineage: Eukaryota; Metazoa; Chordata; Actinopteri; Syngnathiformes; Syngnathidae
Gene: seh1l
Product: SEH1-like (S. cerevisiae)
Exons: 9
Coding region: 115-1362 (415 amino acids)
Biological process (GO): cellular response to amino acid starvation; positive regulation of TORC1 signaling
Cellular component (GO): nuclear pore outer ring; Seh1-associated complex
Molecular function (GO): structural molecule activity; protein binding
Source: RefSeq, a predicted model, not a curated record